AUGAGAAGAGCGACAUUUUCUUAUAUACUGGAGCUCAUAUAUGAGGAUAUUAAUCCAAAAGUUACUAACUGUAACAAACAAAUCGAUGCUGAGGAUCGUUUGUUUGUUACAUUAAGGUAUUUAAUAACUGGUGUAUCAUUUGCACAACUAGCUUAUAGUUCAAGGAUCUCAAAAUCCUGUAUAAGUAAUAUUGUGAAAUCAGUGUGCACAGCAAUUUGGAAUGCUGCUGCACAUAUUCACAUGCCUAAGCCUAAUAAAAAUGAUUGGGAAAAAAUUUCCCAGGAAUUCCUGCUUCAAUCAGGAUUCCCAAAUUGUAUUGGGGCUAUAGAUGGCAAGCAUAUAUAUAUCAAGAGCCCUGCCAAUGGCUCACAAUUUUAUAACUAUAAGCAUAGAUUUUCUAUUAACCUGUUAGCCCUAACAGAUAUUAACAGGAGAUUUAUUUACAUAGAUGUGGGUGCAUAUGGAAAGCAAAGUGAUGGUGGUGUUUUUAGAAAUAGCUCUUUAUAUAGAGAAUUGAUGAACCAUACACUUGAUAUGCCUGCUCCUAAACCAUUUCCAGGUUGUAAUGAGGCCAUACCAUUUGUAAUGGUUGGGGACGACGCAUUCCCUUUGUCAAAUUAUUUGAUGAAGCCCUACCCCAAAAGAAAUCUGACAACAGAAGAAAGGGAAUAUAACAUGAGGCUGUGCCAUGCUCGAGUAAGUGUAGAAAGAAGUGGAAUAGUCAAAAAAUUUGACAUUCUAAGUAAGCCAAUAGAAAUAGGACUACCUAGCAUAGAGAUAGUGAUAAAGGCUAUUUGCAUCCUACAUAACCUUAUCAUCAACAAAGAAGGAUCAGCUUCCAUUGAUGAUAUAGAUCCUACAUUGGCUAACCUUACAACAAGACCAUUUUUGGCAAGCAGGGAAAACAACUCAAGCUCACAGGAAUCUAAAAUCAUUAGGGAUAAAUUUAAAAAUUUUAUAAAUUCUUAA
Molecule: messenger RNA, 969 nt
Organism: Gordionus sp. m RMFG-2023
Lineage: Eukaryota; Metazoa; Nematomorpha; Gordioida; Chordodea; Parachordodidae
Exons: 5
Coding region: 1-969 (322 amino acids)
Source: RefSeq, a predicted model, not a curated record